Molecule: messenger RNA, 831 nt
Organism: Trichophyton rubrum CBS 118892
Lineage: Eukaryota; Fungi; Ascomycota; Eurotiomycetes; Onygenales; Arthrodermataceae
Exons: 1
Coding region: 1-831 (276 amino acids)
Biological process (GO): base-excision repair
Cellular component (GO): nucleus
Molecular function (GO): catalytic activity; DNA binding
Source: RefSeq, a predicted model, not a curated record
AUGGCAAAGGGUCAGAAGACAUCACCGUACUUCAAAAGGAAACGCCCUGACAUAGCAUCAUGCAUCCCAUUCCCUCCGACGUCCGCCGUCUUAUUUGGACUAAUUCAGGAGAAGCUUGCCCAUGAACCAUUUCGACUUCUCAUUGCUACCAUAUUUUUGAAUCGAACCAGGGGAGAAGUGGCAGUACCAGUGAUAUGCAGUGUUUUUGAACAUUAUCCUACCAUUGAAUCUUUGGCUAAUGCCAACUUCGACGAACUGGUCCUAUUGAUUCAACGACUAGGGCUUCAAAAUUCUCGAGCUAGAAAAUGCAUUGCUCUCGCUAAAGCGUGGAUAGCAAAUGCUCCUGAGUGCGGGAAGCGGUACAGAAAACUUCAUUACCCUAAUAAAUCUGAUGGCUUGGACAUUGAGUGUGGCGAGACUGUGACUGACGAUGAUCCCCGUGUUGCCUGGGAGGUUGGUCACUUACCGGGUAUCGGACCUUACGCUAUAGACAGUUGGAGGAUAUUCUGUCGAGAUAGAUUGCGUGGUUUAGCCACCGACUGGAACGGCGCAGAUGCGUUUGAAGGAUUCUCACCCGAAUGGAAAUCAGUACUCCCUAAAGAUAAAGAACUCUGCGCAUAUUUGGCUUGGAUGUGGCUCAAGGAUGGCUGGAUCUGGGACCCUCAAACAGGAACAAAGGUUGCCGCUAGUAGGCGGAUACUUUGGGCAGUUAAAAACGGUGGAUUAGUCCUACAGAAAUCUAGCGGGAAAUGGAUUUUGGAUCUCACUGCAGUUAAGGAGACGUCCCUAUCUAUCGACGUUGAAAUAGGAAAGUUUGUCAAUGCCAUUUAG